AUGGCUGCCACCGUUGAAGCUACAUCACCAGUUCCAGAGUCUGCUGCUCCAGCUAAGACUGAAGUUGCCGAGAAGAAGGUAGCAUCACCAAAAGUUGCCAAGCCAAAGUCACCCAAGGCUUCAAAAGCUGCAACUGCUGCUGCCAAGUCAACUCAUCCAAGUACAUCUGAAAUGGUCAACUCAGCUAUCACAGCUCUUGCUGAUCGCAAAGGUUCAUCACUUCAGGCCAUCAAAAAGUACUUGGCUUCUGAAUACAAAUUGGACACCAAGAAACACGCUAUUUUCAUCAGAAAAUACUUGAACUCAGCUUCAAAAUCUGGUGUUUUAGUUCGUACCAAGGGCAACGGUGCAUUGGGUUCAUUCAAGAUUGCCACCAAGGAAGAACCAGCUAAGAAAGCUAAAACAACAGAAAAGAAAGCACCUAAAAAGGUAGCAGCUAAAAAACCAACUUCACCAAAGAAGGUUGCUGCUAAAAAACCAUCAGCCAAAAAAGCUGUUGCUGCUAAACCAGCAGUUGCAGCAGUUAAAAAAGCUGUUCAAGAAAAAACUGUCAAGCCAGCUGCACCCAAAAAGGCACCAGUUAAAAAAGUAUCUGAAGAAAAGAAAGCUAAAGUUGCUGCUGCCAAGAGUCCAAAGGCAAAGAAGACCACCAAAGGACCAACAGCAAAGCCAAAGGUACCAAAAGCAAAAAAAACACCAGCAUUAAAAACCGUCAAAGCCAAGGCUCCAGUUGCUGCCAACUAA
Messenger RNA from Aphidius gifuensis, 744 nucleotides. RefSeq names its product histone H1-like. Gene Ontology annotation, molecular function: nucleosomal DNA binding; double-stranded DNA binding; structural constituent of chromatin. Gene Ontology annotation, cellular component: nucleus; nucleosome. Gene Ontology annotation, biological process: chromosome condensation; negative regulation of DNA recombination; nucleosome assembly. Bases 1 to 744 code for a protein of 247 amino acids. The record is from RefSeq and is a predicted model, not a curated record. The transcript has a single exon. NCBI's taxonomy places the organism in Eukaryota, Metazoa, Arthropoda, Insecta, Hymenoptera, Braconidae.